UGGCGGCUCCGAGCGCUCUCUUCAGCGUUCAGUAGCGGCUUCCAGGCUGAGCGGAUGUCUCUUCCCCUCAGUGUGGGACUCAAAAACGCACAGCUCCCAGGCCUGCUGACCACGAAGUCCUCGGAGGCGCUCAGGGCCCCGGAAGCUCCCCGCGGCCGCUACCGCCGCCUCGGCCCUGCUCGUCGCGGCGCCCGGCACCCAGCGCGAUCUACGGCGGCCGCCCAAGAGGUUCACAAAAAUGGCCAAAAGAAUUGCUGAGAAGGAAUUAACAGAUAGGAAUUGGGAUCAAGAAGACGAAGCUGAAGAGGUGGGAACAUUCUCAGUGGCCAGUGAGGAAGUCUUGAAGAAUAGAGCCAUUAAGAAGGCAAAGCGUAGGAACGUUGGAUUUGAAUCUGAUAGUGGAGGAGCCUUUAAAGGUUUUAAAGGUUUGGUUGUGCCUUCUGGAGGAGGAGGAGGGUUUUCUGGAUUUGGUAGUGGCGCUGGAGGGAAGCCUCUGGAAGGACUGACAAAUGGAAACAGCACAGCCAGUGCCACACCCUUCUCCAGCUCAAAGGCAGCAGUAGUGGAGCCCAAGGCAGCAUUUGGUUCUUUUGCUGUGAAUGGUCCUACUACCUUGGUUGAUAAGCAGCAAUGUAAUAGCAGCAAUCAGCUGUCCUCUGGCCCGGCUUCCAGUACAGCCUGCACUGGGAAUACCUAUCACAAGCAGUUGGCUGGCUUGAACUGCUCUGUCCGGGACUGGAUAGUGAAGCAUGUGAAUACCAACCCACUUUGUGACCUGACGCCCAUUUUUAAGGACUAUGAGAGAUACUUGGCAACGAUUGAGAAGCAACUUGAGAAUGGAGGCAGCAGCAGUUCUGAGAGCCAGACUGAUAGGGCAGCGACUGGAAUGCAGCCCCCCUCUCUUUUUAGUUCAGCAAAACUACAGCAAGAGUCACCGUUUUCAUUUCGUGGCAGCAAAGCAGAGGACACAUCUGAAAAGGUGGAGUUUACAGCAGAAAAGAAAUCGGACAUAGCACAAGGAGCAACAAGUGCCUCGUUUAAUUUUGGCAAGAAAAUUGAGAGCUCAGUUUUGGGCUCCUUAAAUUCUGGCUCCCUGACUGGGUUUUCAUUCUCCCCUGGAAACUCUAGUUUAUCUGCCCAAAGUAAAGCUGCCUCUUCACCAUUUUCUGCAUCAGAGAGUCAAGCAGGAGGCAGCAGCAGUGAAUGCAGAGGUGGCGAUGAAGAAGAGGAUGAUGAGCCGCCCAAGGUGGUGGUGACUGAAGUGAAGGAGGACGAUGCUUUCUACUCCAAAAAGUGUAAACUAUUUUACAAAAAAGACAAUGAAUUUAAAGAGAAGGGAAUGGGAACCUUGCAUUUAAAACCCACGGCCAAUCAGAAGACUCAGCUCUUGGUGCGGGCAGACACCAACCUAGGCAACAUACUGCUGAAUGUUCUGAUUCCACCCAAUAUGCCAUGCACCCGAACAGGGAAAAACAAUGUCCUCAUUGUCUGUGUCCCCAACCCCCCACUUGAUGAGAAGCAACCCACAGUCCCAGUCACCAUGCUGAUUCGGGUGAAGACGAGUGAGGAUGCAGAUGAACUACACAAGAUCUUACUGCAGAAGAAGGGUGCCUGAGCACUGAAGCCGACCAAGGGAUGUUACAGCCACAUUGCUGCUUCUCCUCUGCCCCCAAACUUAGUCACAUUCUUUCUUCUUCUUACUGUGACAUUCUGAGAACUUCUAGGUAACGGGAAACUUCUGUGAGGAAGAUUAAGGCCAAUAAAACCUGGGUGUGUCAGCUCUUUUCCCUUCCUGAAAACUAAGCAAAAUACAUUCAAGUGAAAAAUUUGGGAAGAUUUUUUUAAUGUUGGUUCAUUGAGUAAACUAACCGAAGUGAUUCUUAGUGGACUGCAGUCAGGGUACCAGUUAACACUCCAAAGGCUCCUGCAGGCAGCUGUGGGCUCUGCUCUCCUGACUGCCCCAGGAGACCCAUGGCAGUGUCCCACAGCACCCCAGAUGACACCCAUCUGCUCCCCUCCUGUGGGCUUAUCUGACCCGUGAUGAGCACUCCUGCCAAACGCCACGCCGCCACACUGUGACCAUGCUGAACUGUGGGUAAGAUGUCUCUGUCAUCAGCCUGUUGGCAGGUGAUGGCCUCUGACCUGGGGCUGCUUGACUGAUCUAGGAACUGCCUUUUCAUGGAAAGGACAUGAGUGGCUCGUUGGGAGCUGGCAGUGUAGACCGGGUUUUGUCGUUUUUAUCCAGGAGGUGCUCUUUCUUUACCCUCCUCAGUUAACGUGGAAGGGGAUGUCAGGAAUAAUGGAUUUUAAAAGCACAAAUUUGGUGACUUUUUAAAUAUCAUUUCUAUACCACAAAUAAGCCUUUAUUUUAAAAGAAAAAAAGUUGAAAGAGGAUGUGUGCUCAUUUCCGUUUUUGCCCUGGUGAGCCCCGUGGGCGCAGUCUGAAUGGGGUCCUCUCAGGAACCGUGCACUCACAAGAAGCAAGAGUGUGGGAAUGGCGUUUGCCUGUUUGUCUUACAGCUUCGGACUACAGCAUGGUACUUGGCAUCUGAAAACUUGUUUAUUUAUUUUUUUUUUUUAAGGAUGAGGUACUGAGUGUGUCCAUUUGGAAUAGAACCUUGGUUCUGCACGGGCCAUUCAUGUCACUACAGAGCAGUGAAGGUUACUAGUACUUGUAUUCUCUGAAGACCAGACUUCAAUUAAAUGCAAGCUUUGUUGCCUAGCUGGUAAUCCCAGUGCCAGAGAAGCCAAGGCAGGAAGAUGUUUGAGUUCACAGCAGCCUGAGCUACCUAGUAGCCCCCCCCUUCAAAAAAGAGGGAGAUUGAAUGAAGUUGCACUCUGAUUCCUCAUGAAACCGUUCAUCACUAGGACUAGAUCUUUUCUGAAGGCUCAGGGUCAGUGCCCAGGGUGCCAGAGCGCUCAGCUAGUCAAUAAAUAGACAGUGCUCUGACCUGGGCAGAGUCACGAAACCUGACAGCACAGUUGCUUUCUCAAAACUGUACUGUUGUGAGUGAGAAUGAAGCCUAAUUAACUUUUAUUUGGGUAGCCAUGGCUAACCUUGAACUCAGAGAUCCACCUGCCUCUGCCUGGGGGCGGGGCAGGGUUUAUCACUGUCACACCUCUGCUCAACGGGUUGGCACUUGUCUGCAGAUGGCCUGCUUGUGCUUGGGGGGUGUGAACCUGGGGAGGUGCUGUGCCUUUGCCAUUUAGCAUUGAGAAUUGGUUUCUAGCAAGCAAUUUGCUACUUCUGUUAUCACUGGCCUUGCUCUGUUCACAUUGGGUUUGCCCAGCUUUCCAAAGAUGAAAUGAGGGGAACGCAUUUCAGACAGUACCAUGUAACCACAUGCCCAUGGGGCUGACCGGUGUCAGACUCUCAGGCACUUUCAGGAACUUGUCUAUUCAUGGUGGUGAUGCUCCAUGAGCAUCUAUCUGCCCAAGCCUUGCAUAUUUACCAAAAGAAUAUAAGCAAAAAAGGUUGCGACUGGAUUGCCUUCUAAGCCCCCUAGACCAUUUUAAUUGUAAAUUAGUGAGUGUGGCUUCCCUUUUCCUAACAUUCCCAGCACAUUUGCUGCUAAGACUAUCACUUUUGGAAGCGAGAAUUACAGGGGAGAGAUGGUGUGACCGGAACUCAGUGUGUCUUGUCUUUAUGCUUUAGGAGCUCGCUCAGCAUUCUUCACCCAAGUGUGAGUCACUAUGAAGUCUGUCAGAGGAGGCCCCUGGAGGGCUCUCGUUCUCCCUCCAUUGUGUUAGUUGCUGGUUUAAUGUGUUACAAAUUUGCCUAUUGUGUGUUUAUGUGAACUGAGGUUUUUAUCUCUAGCUUGAAAAUUUCCCUGAGGAAGUGUGUGUUCUCUAUGGUGAGGGUGCAGACUCCGAGCCUGGGCUUCCCACACUGUAUGUCACACUUUCGCACAUUCCCAGUCAGCAAAGUUUCAGCCCUGCGCGGUCUUCUUCAGAGAGCCACACUGUAUAGACCAUGGCUGUGUCAGCAACAGGUCUGACUGCUGAUGGGCUUUCUGUUAUACAGUUUCAGUUCUAAAUCCUAUUUUUUACAUGCUGCGUGCCAAAAAUAAAUACCUGCUGCAGCGUAGGGGAAAAUUCUACCUUGUUGUCAGGGUUUUCCCUGACAGCCUCUUCUACCUUUUGAAGGUUAAGGAGUCUGUUCUUGCCAGUUUGUUCAUUAUAUUACUAUUUCUGAAGAUGAGAAAUAGCCCCUUUUAGGCUACAGACUACCUGCUCAGACCAAGUCUAAUUCUGGAAGUGGGAUUUUUAAGGAAAUGACCUGUUCUGUUACGCGUAGGUGAAGUUGGGAGCUCUUCAAGGCAUCUUCUAGCCCCAUGCUCUGCACAAGGCCACCAUGUGCUCUCCAGAAGCAAUUGCAAAACUGAAGACUGUCCUCUAUGCAGACAGAUUUGUAAAGGGAAUGUAAGAGUUCUUAACAAUCACAUAGAAUAAUCUGCUUUUUACCUGAAAGAGGAAAUUGUUUUCUAAAGCUAAAAUACUUGAAUUGUCAGACAGUAUAAUCUCAGUGUGUGUGAGCUUUUGAAUGGGCCUGUGAGGAAGUGUAACAAUCCAUGAAAUGUGAAUAAAUGGAACAUUAAAAACUGG
Microtus ochrogaster (prairie vole) is the source of this 4605-nucleotide messenger RNA. RefSeq names its product nucleoporin 50 (gene Nup50). Gene Ontology annotation, cellular component: nuclear pore. NCBI's taxonomy places the organism in Eukaryota, Metazoa, Chordata, Mammalia, Rodentia, Cricetidae. Gene Ontology annotation, biological process: protein import into nucleus. The record is from RefSeq and is a predicted model, not a curated record.